This is a messenger RNA of Talaromyces proteolyticus, 687 nucleotides long. RefSeq lists its product as uncharacterized. Lineage: Eukaryota; Fungi; Ascomycota; Eurotiomycetes; Eurotiales; Trichocomaceae. Bases 1 to 687 code for a protein of 228 amino acids. The transcript is spliced from 3 exons. The record is from RefSeq and is a predicted model, not a curated record.
AUGCCCGUCUAUAAAGUCCAUGGCUUCCAAUGGCCUCGCGGUGGCAUACCCAGUAUUCGUGUGUUCAUCGUCCUCGAGAACCUCGACGAUGCAGCAGCCGAGUAUAUCCAGCAGAAACGGACCUCGGAACUCAUCCUGGGUGCUUUGAAGAAAAACCAUCCUCAAGCGACAGCACACCUACCAGACCUACAAUUGAUCGAGCAAUACGACCCGCUAGACACGUCGAAUGCCGCCGUAAGCCAGCCGUAUGCCUUUGUGGCAGAUCGCGUCACUGUUUUGCCAGAUCACACCAGACCGAGACAUGGUCUGAGUGCGAGUAUUGACCAGCAUCAGCUGGACGAAAUGAUCUCGCCGGAAGCACGCGACUCCCUGAUCGAGAUCAGGGAUGCCAUUGCCCCUGGAGAGAAGAUUGGUUGGUGGAUGGUUUACAAUGGCGACCCGGAGAGGUACUACCCUGAAAUAGACGAGGAUAACUACAUGUACGACGACGAAAGUAUUUUGAGCUCUGAAACUGGGCAUUCAUCCAUUUCUGAGAUUCCGUCUGAACCUCGUGGAGGGGUUGAAAGCAAUACUAGAGCAAUAUCUCGAAGCGGACCACCACCUGUACCUAGUGUUCCUCCUGAAUCUCCCAAAACCAAUAGCCCGGGCUUGAAAAAGAAGAGAUCGUUCUGGAAAAGACGCGCCUGA